Molecule: messenger RNA, 870 nt
Organism: Uloborus diversus
Lineage: Eukaryota; Metazoa; Arthropoda; Arachnida; Araneae; Uloboridae
Exons: 4
Coding region: 312-830 (172 amino acids)
Source: RefSeq, a predicted model, not a curated record
UUUGCUUUAGUUUCUUGCUUGAAAAUAAUUGAAUAUUUGCUAUAGAGAAAGAGAGAGUAUCCAGACUUUUUUAAGCUAACAAAUGACAAUAGUUGAACGCAAACAUAUGAUUUUGAACAUAAUCCAGAUUAUUUUCAAAUAAUAAUUUUUAAAUUGAUUUCCCAGCUGUCUCAGAGAAAUAUUAAUUAAAACAAGAGCUAGUUUUUACCUCAUGCAGGCUUAGAAGCCGAGGUAACAGAAAUUGUAUAUAAUGUUUUCUUUUUUCUGUACUUACAGGCCAAAAUAUUGUUACUGGCAGAAUAAUUGCAUGGAUGGCCGAUAUAUCUGACAAGUUUCGAAAGGUUGAGGAAAAACUUGACAUGGUAUUGAAGAAUAAAGAAAAAUUUCAGCCCCAGAACCAAGUUCAAAGUGAAGAAAGUUUAGAAAUUCUUGAAAAUCUACCUCUCACAAGUGACAGCAGCUUUGUGGACCUGAAUGAGAGGAUGUCUAAAGAUAAGCAUCUACGACAUUUAAUAGUUAAAGUUUUAAUUUCCGUCGGAGGCCGUGAUAUGAGAUCUCAUAUAAACAACAUGUUGCGACGGAUUUUAAGUGAUGAAGUUGCCGAGCAGUACUCAAUAAGUGGCAAGAGCUUAGUGAAAAACAUGUCAAAAAAGCCCUUUCUUGCUACAGAAAUUGCCAAGUCAAUUUUUCAUGCUUGUCAAAGUGUGUUUAGAGACUUGGCAACAGAGGUGAAGAUGAAGGAAGCUGUGGGAGACUGGCUCAACCAAGCCAAAGUUAGAAGAACUCGAAGGAUGCAAAGACAGGGGAAAAAUGUGGAAAACAUUGAUUAAUUCUUAAUUGUUAUAAAUAAUGCAUAAUAAAUGAAAUGAC